Caenorhabditis sp. 36 PRJEB53466 is the source of this 6962-nucleotide messenger RNA. The record is from the annotation of a GenBank genome assembly. NCBI's taxonomy places the organism in Eukaryota, Metazoa, Nematoda, Chromadorea, Rhabditida, Rhabditidae.
AUGAGCGAAACAGAGCUCGGACUGACGAGUGAGCUCGCUUUCGAGCGGCUCAUCCACGAGGCCAAAUCGACAAUCGCCGAAUGGUAUAGUGUUCAUGUCGUGAAGUGCGUUCUGCUCCAGCAAAACAUUUCGAAACAAUUUGCAGCAAACUGAAACCGGACGCGCACGGGCCGCCGAACAAAUGCCGCACAUUUUCGCACUACUUUUGCACACGCACCUUUUUGUUCAUUCGCAUCUCGCUGCUUUUUCUCAUCGUCGGAUCCGUGGACGUGUGAGUUGUUCCGCGCUUUUCGAAUGCGCACACGGCGACCAAACGUGUAGAAAGGGGGGCGUGGCCUAAUCUGAAACGCGUUUUCUGAAAAUUGCCGCAAUUUCAGCACUUUUUCGAUAUUUUUGUGUGUUUGAUAUCGACGAAAGAAGAGACAUUAAAGAGAGAAAACAGUGAAAUUUUCGUGAAAACGCCGCGUUUGAGUCGUUUUUGGCAUAUUUCGCAAUUCGGAAUUUUCAUACCGGCCGAUCUGAAUAUUUUUGAGACGAAGUGAGUGUCGGAAGUGAUUAAGCACGUUAAUACAAGAAUUUUAAGCGCUGAAACGGCAAAAAGUAUCGGUGAAUGACUGAAAUUCGCGCAUUUUCAGCACAAAACUUGAAAAUCGAUUCAAUUGAUUCAUUUCUGAAUGAAACCUGCUCGUUUUAAGCUCAAAAAGUGCGCGAAGAUUAGUUUAACAAAAGCUAUGCAAUUACAUCGUCGAAACCCGUACAAAAUUUGGGUAAUUUUUGACAAAAACAUGUGAAAAAUGGGGUUAAAUUUCGAUGUUCGCGCCAAAAUGGUGAUAAACCGUGCACGCUAGGCCACGCCCCUUUCUUGUAAGUUUUUGGUCACCGUGUUAAUGCCAACUUUUGCCUGCGAAUUGCAGUGAGAACCGAGUAACGCUGUCGUCGGUGGUGAUCUACGGCCUCCUCCUCCUCUACACGGUCCUCCUCGAGGUGUGGCAGAAUCGGAUUCGCUCGACGGCGUUUCAGCAAAAGUAUCGGAGGGCGUUCGAGCAGAUUGUGCACUUGGAGCACUCGAAGCCCGCGCGAUUCGAGUACCCGAAGAGUUUGGAGGCGGUCACCGACGACGUGGCCGUCGUGCAGAGUUGUCUGAGGGACGGCGAGGUUGUCGAGGUGCCACGGCUACUUCUAGUCAUCGGAGACGUCAUCCUGUUCCGGCCCGGACAGGUAAGACAUGUCUUCAGACCAGCGCUGGGCAAUUGUUUUGUUUCAGCCCAAUCGGAUCAUCUGGACCCGAGAUAUGUGGAUCAUUGGCCAAAAUUGGCCGGAAGCCCGGGCUUUGAGCCACAUAUCUUGGGAGCCGACGAUCCGAUCGGGCUGAAACUUGGUCCCAACGGCCCUCAAUCCAAGUCCAACAAUCCUGCAAAGUUUGGCGCCGAUCGGAAUUGUUCAAGCGGUUCAAAAGUCCAGGUCCCAGCCCUGUUCCAGACGAUUGUUCGGAUCUGAAGCCGUUUCAGACCAAAGUUCAGCUGAAAACAUGUUUUUAAGGCAAUUUUCUGCUAGAAACGUGUUUCCAGACGAUUUCAGAACGUGUCGUAUGGACCAAUACAGUCCAGUAAAAUACUGGUAUUUUACGCAAAAAAAAACCCGAUUCAAAUGAGGAAAAAACUGGGAAAAAAACCCCUCGGAGAAGAGGUUUUUUUCCUGCUGUUCGUUGCGAGACACCCGCGCUUAAAUGGCAUGCGCCUUUAAACACAACCGGGCGCGGUCAUUUAAAUUGUUUAAAGGCGCAUGCCUUUAUUAGCACGGGUCUCGCAACGAACAGGGUUUCCACACACUGGAAAAAACCUCUUCUCCGGGGUUUUUCUCCCGGUUUUUUUCCUCAUUUGAAUAGGGGGUUUUUGCGUAAAAUACCAGUAUUUUCCAGGGUCCACUAGAGUCUUUUCAGGUGGCUCCCUGCAAUUGCGAAACUUUCGAUGGACGUGUGCUGGCCGAAGGCGACCGCCUGCGUUGGGAGAUCAAGACGGACCCGAAAUCGAAUGCAGUCCAUCCUCUGGAGCCGGUCUACGUGAGUCCCAUAUUUCUAGCGUAAUCCUAUCGGCUACUACAGGCUCGCGUGACGUGCUAUCCCAUCAAAUCGCACCUCGAGACGACGCUUUCGUCGGACGACACUCCCUUGCAGUUCGACUACCAACUACAGUACAUGAUUCACAAAGUCUUCGAGCACUUUGUCAUUCCCAUCACACUUUUGAGCUCCGCGCUGGGCACGCUCGUCCGCUUUUGCUACGCCGACGAUGAGAAUUUGUUCGGUACUCGGUGAGGGGCUUGAAAAAAAAAGAGAAAAAAUGUUUAUAAAAUUCAACAGUUUCAGCUUCAUAUUCGCCGUGCCCAGUCUUACCGUACUCCCGCUGCUCAUUCUUCAACUUCCACUUCUACUCCACUUUGUGAAGUUUAUGAACAAUCGCGAAGUUGCGAAAUUUCUUGCGUUACCCGCGAAUUUUGAGUCGUGCAAGGAUUUGGUGAGCAUUUUGUCGAGCAUCACCGGCACCAGUUUUAUCGACAAAAAGGGGAUUCUGUCGUGUGUUCAUCCGUCCAUUGAAAAAGUUGUGUUUGCGACGAAUCAGGCUGGUGAGUGGUGAUCCAAUCUCAAAUCUAGCUAGAUUUUCGAAUUUUGACACCCAUGAAGCUCUACUUACAUUUCAAGUUACAGACGAGUCCGGAAUGCUCGGAAUCCAUUUGGAAGUGAUGAACUUCUCGUCGGAUUUGGAAAACACUUGUGGCAAAUGGACAUUGUCCAUGGACGAUCCGAAUUGGAAGAGAUUCUACACAAAUCUGCUGCCGCUUUCCUACAAUCUACUGCUGAAUUCGUGUCAGCAAUCCGAGCACUUUCAUCGCUUUUUGGAUCAUUUGGCUGUGAUUUCUACAAAGGUACGGAGCGAGAAACUUGUUUGUUUUCCGAAACGAAAUUCGUCUCACACACACAGGUGCCCCGAACCAUCGCCACCGCGAACCGUCGUUGCAUGUGUCAACUGCCGCACCUGAUGGGCUUCUCCCAGAAGAGUCUGGACAACUUCCAGGGCGCCCCCAAGAUAUUGGGGUUCUACAAGAAGCAGCCGGGCGAGGCGCCUCUGCCCGGACUCACAAAGCAUCGAACGCCCAUCGAAAUGGCGUUUUGUACGAUUCACGACGACGCGAAAUCGCUGCACAGUCAUCUCGCCUGUCAGGGAACCGCCAAUCUCGUCGUCGACGUUCGUUUUCGCGUUCAGUUUUGUGAAAAUUAUGCAUUUUCCAGGCGUGCACCCACAUUUGGAACGGUUCGGAGGUGAUGCCGAUGUCGAAACGGUUGAAAUCGUCGGUUCAGGACUUUUAUCAGCGACACUCGAUGACCGGACACUGUUUGGCCGUCUCGUACCGUCCGAUCUUCAACAAACUCGCCACUGCGCUCAACGGAAAGUUUCACGAGGUGCCGUUGAAUCAGGAGCACGCGAAACUUGACACGUGUCUGCCGCGGAGUCACAGUACUGGUAAGAUUUUUGAAGCGAGCGCUCCAAAAACAAAAAUUCACAUUUCACACGGUCUCCCAGGGCGCUAAUGCUAAACACAAUGCGCUCGUAAAUUGCGGAGUGUCGUUGUAACUUUUGAAAAUUUGCAGGUCUAAAAAUGCAUUUCAAUUAGAGUUUACGACCUUUAUUCCUUUCUUUUUGACUUGAAAAACGUCUAGAAAACAAUAUUUUACUGAUUGGAAACCGUUCUUUACACAAUUUAGAGUUUUUCAUGUUUUUAGCGUCUUUUUCGCAUUUCGUCAAAACUUCAAACCUUUAUAUUUCAGCUCAUUUUGCAUUUCAUGAGCCCAACGAACGAUAAAAAUGUUCGCUGAAUCUUUCUUCACAAAAUUCAGGUUCCGGCGGUUGGUUUUCUUGAGCAGGUUUCGAAAACUAUUCGAAAAACAUCAAAAUCCAGGCCAAAACCUUCAAAUCGAAAUAACUCGGCUAAUUCUCAACGAUAUGCGAGAUUUCUAGUGCUCGAAUUAUUUGAAUCCAGGUUCCAAGCGUACAAAAAAAUAGGUGUAUUGUACAGAAAACAUGGAAAGAACGCGAACUCCCGUUGAAAAUUAAUUAAUCGGCCGCCGCGUAAAUCGACACAGCCCGCCUGUUGCAUGUGCGCCCCAUUGAAAUCAUUCGCGCCGAAGGAGACCGUGGCUCUUUCAGACUCGCUAAACGACUUCACACGCACCGUGCGAACGUCGGAAGCGGUCAUCGACGAGUAUUUCACGGGAAACUGCCUGUGCGGCCUCGUCGUCCUUCACUACGAGGCGCUGCCUCAGGCAGUGACGAUAAUCGAAACGUUGGAUCGGAUUUGUGUGCGUCCGGUGUACUUUUCGAAAGAAAACGAGUUGAGAAGUCGGGUGUUUGCGGAGAAAUUGGGCAUCGAGGCCGGAUGGAAUUGUCACAUUUCACUGGCCGACGAGGAGGUCGGCACACUGGCGAAGGCGAAGAAAAUGGAGGUGGCGCACGAGCAGUUUGUGAGCCAGAAGCCCGCGCGGCCAAAGUUCUGCAAGAGGAUCGCGUUGUGAGUCGUCGUUGUGAGUCGUCAAGCUCGACGAGAAUCCGUUGCAGAAGCGAGUCGAACCUGGAGACGCUCGAUGGUGAAUCGCUGAUCCGUGGCUCGCCGUCCCUUCGCAAAAUGAGCAUGAUAUCCGCCAAAAUGGGACCGAUUCCGAACAUUGCCCGACUGCCGACGGGCAUUCAGAGUGUUCGGCCGCAUCUGGACGAAGUCGACAAUGUUCCCCUGCUUGUCGGGCUUUUCACCGAUUCGACAGUGCCCGCCGUCGAGCAAAUGAUCGAUAUUAUGCAGGUGAGCAUGUUUUUCUUUUCAAAAAAAUGUCUCGCAUUACGUUUAAACACUUCAAAACAUGCUUCAUGCACGGUCUCCAGAGCUUACAAUGGGCGCAAGUGCGCCAUUGGCGCGAACUUCAAAUUUUAACAGCAAAAUUUGUGUUUUUUGCCAGAUUAGCCACGAAAAACCGAUAAUUUCUCAUUUGUCUCUCGAUAGACCGAUUGUAUAGGCUAUUACGAAUUUUUUAGGCGCAAGAGCGUUAAAUUUGGUCAAGUCGCAAAUCACAUUUAUCCGUUUGAAGGUUUUUGGCUAAAACUGCGUGAAUUUCUGUUGCUUUUCGGUAGUUUUCGCGGUUCGAGCGCUCAAAAUGCUCGUAUUUACGUGAUUUAUCAUUCUCAAAACCAAUUCUGUCUGAAAACGGUCAAGAAAGCGCAAAAUGAGAAGUGCGGUUUUUAGGCGGCGAUCGGCGAAAAAGCGAAGUCUGCGAAAAUCGCGAAAAAUGCGCGAAAACGUCAUUAAUUCUGUGAGAACUUCAUGUCGAACAAUCAUUUUUCAUCGCCGUUGACCACAAAAUCAUGAAAACGCCAUUUGGCCGCCGAGGCGACGCCCAUAUUAUCAGUUCCGGAGACCGUGAAUUCAGAAUAUGUUUUUGUUCAGGAAAACGGAGAAGUUGUGAUGAUUGUGGGCAGCUGCCGAAAUCCGUCCAACUCGAUGCUCUUCUCGAAGGCGAACGUCUCGAUUGGGGUGGAUGAUGUGGAAGAGCCGGCGUGCCGUCUUCACGACCCGCUGCCCGAGUGCAACGUCAAUCAGAUCUCAAGCAAAUUGAUCGCGUUGGCCACCGAUUUCCGCUUGGAUCAGGCAAAGGUACGGUUUUCGGGGGGGUCCUCCCGCCAACGCCAUCUCGUUGUUCAGUUGCUCAAAGUGCCCGCGCUGAUCGUGUGCGCCCGUCACCGGAUGUCCUCGUUCCGCCACUCGCUGCUCUUCCUCCUCUACUCGUCGCUCCUCUUCUCCGUCAUUCUUCUCAUGUCCACCGUCUUCUUUGUGCCCAUCAUUUUCACGCACUCUCAAACGAUUCUCACCUCGUUCAUCCACCUUCCGCUCCUCUUUUUAGGCACUCUUUUCACGCGCUUCGAGCCGAAAUCGAAUAUUAUCCGGAUUGCUCCGAAGGUAAACGCUCCCUAUAAUCCGACAAUAUCCCCCAAUCGGAUAUUAUAGAACUCUGACGAGAUUCCGAAAGUGGAAAAGUUGAAAGCGGUGAGCACGUUCAUCGUUCAAUUCGUUCCUUCUGCGUUCUACAUCAAUUUUCUGUUCCUCUUCAUGCUCAUGAGCAAUUCCAACCUAAUGUGCUCGUUUUCCGACAUUUCCUGCCUGUUCAACACUGACGGACCGCAGGCGUUCAACGAGAGUGUGGUGUUGGACCACGUGAGCCUCUCCACCGAGACAAUUCGGCACGUGAUGGGUUUGCAGGUGCGUUUUCUCGAAAACGCGAAGAGUUGGGGCGUUGUGUCAAGAGACAAAGUUGAUCAGCGUGAAAUUCGCUAUCGAUUGGUAUACAUCAUGCCGUGUAUUGGAGCAUAAAUUUUUUGACCCGUACACUCAAUUUUUCGAGGAUAUCGUUGCGAUAUUCGAAUUCCCCAUGAAAUUCUGCGUGUUUUGACAUCCCGCAUGGUAGGCUUUGAAACUUUUGGUUUUGCGGCUCCCAAAAGAGCCCAAACCCAACAUCAAAUCUCGUCAAUUUUCACGCUGAUUCCGAAAAUCGCAAUUUCAGCUGACAAUAGUCUACUGUGUGCUCAGCUCCUCGUUCGUCUUCGGGCUCUCGACGCUCUGGUUCGAGUUUCCGAUAAAAUGUGCGGUUUGGAGUGCGUCCGUCGUCGUUUGUAUCGGUUCUCAGGUAGGAAAUUGUUGGUUUUCUGCGCGAAAAGUCGUAGUUUCAGAUCGGCUACUCGUACCUACGCGGCGUCCGGCUCCACGCCCUUUUCUCGCCCGUUCCGCUCGUCGUGUUGCUCGCGUGGAUCAUCGUUAUUGUGAUCGUGAACGAGUUGAUCAAAAUGCGACGAAUCCGACAGUUUAUGCGCGAGCAACGCAGGACUAAAUUCGAAUUCGACACCAAACUCGGCAUGAACUCGCCGUACUAG